Molecule: messenger RNA, 18469 nt
Organism: Portunus trituberculatus (swimming crab)
Lineage: Eukaryota; Metazoa; Arthropoda; Malacostraca; Decapoda; Portunidae
Gene: bchs
Product: WD repeat and FYVE domain-containing protein 3-like
Exons: 64
Coding region: 161-11152 (3663 amino acids)
Molecular function (GO): metal ion binding; protein binding
Source: RefSeq, a predicted model, not a curated record
UGCUACACGCACGGCGGGACUCAGGUGUCUGCAGCCGCCGCGCAGGUCUACUGGUUGUCAACAACAAACUUGACACUUGGCUCAGGCAUCACUGUUUUACAAUGUAAAUCUUGCCCGCGAUGGUCUUUAUCAGUGCAGGCGUUAAUGCUGUAAGAAGAGGAUGAAUGUGAUGCGCAAAUGGUGGGGUUCGGGCUCCCGGGUGGGGGGGGUGUUGGAAGGCCUGGAUCCCGCCAACCCCCCAGCGGCCCAGCAGCACCUCGCUCUGGGCCUCAUGCACCUCAAGAAGCUGUUCAGUGAGUACUCCAUACCACCACACCCGCUUUCAGAGGCAGAGAAGGAGGACAAGCUGUACAACAUGCUGCCACUCUUCUGCAAGGUUUUUGGUGCCAGCCCAGCAUCUGACCUACAAGAAAAAUUUAGUGAAGUGAUCAUGUUUACGCAGCAUGUAAGUAAGCUAAUCGUGACAGAGAUCAAGCGUCGGGCCUCCAACCAGUCCACUGAGGCAGCAUCAUGUGCCAUUGUUAGGUUUCUGGAGAUUGACAGUUGUGAAGAAAGUAGCAAUGGUUGGAUGCUUCUUUCAACCCUCAACCUGUUAGCAGCAGGACCUCCACAACUCAUAGAGGUAAUGACAGCUGCCUCUCUUCCUUCAACAUUAGUCAAGUGUCUGUAUCUAUUUUUUGAUUUGCCUGAAUAUGAGAGUCCCUCAGCAGAUGCCACUACUCUUCAGACUGACAAGGAAGCUGCAGAAUUUUCUGCAGGUGAAAGAAGAAUUUUUCUUCAGAAAGUUUUUGUUCAGGUACUGGUGAAGCUGUGCUCUCACACUGCUCCAGCAGAGGAACUUGCUAGGAAGGAUGAUCUAACACUGCUGUUCUCUGCCAUUACUUCAUGGUGUCCACAACAUAAUGCACUCUGGAGGAAAAGUGCAGCUGAAGUAUUGAUGACCCUCUCCAGACAUGGUCUUUCCCAGCCUGUAGUCAGCUAUAUUCAUAAUAAGGGCUGUGUGGCACUUUGUGUGGAGAACAUGGAAAGGGGUCAGGAUCUCUCCCCUCUAGAAAUUGUGGAGAUGUUUGUAACAGUGUUCUGCUUCUUGAAGGAUUCUUCUGAAGUUUCCCAAACUCUUUUGGAUGACUUCAGAUCAUCACAGGGCUAUGCCUUUCUUACUGAAUUUCUCCUGAGAUUGGAAGCAGACAAAUCAGAUGAAAGCCGAGAAGCGCUCAGAAACUUAGUACUGCUUGUGUCCUCACUCUCCUACUGUGGCUACUUGGAACUGAAACCAUCAUCUGCCUCAGUGGGUUCCCUCUUCCACAUCCCUGGCUUCUCCCUCCCCAUCCCUUCUGGCAGAGGAGCUAGUGUAAGAAAUGUACAGGCAUUCAGUGUACUGCAGUUAGUGUUCCUGCGAGGCACCACAAGCAACCUGUGCUCCGUUAUCCUGGAUGCCAUCUCAGCUGUGUAUCAGUCUGAUGUGGCCAAUUACUUCAUUCUUGAGUCCCAGCACACACUGUCAAACUUUGCUGAGAAGAUUCAUAGCAAACCUAAAGAAAUUCAGGAGAAGUACUUUCAACUGUUGGAGUUUGUGGUGUUCCAGCUAAAAUUUGUACCAUGCAAGGAACUCAUCACUCUGUCAAUUCUGCUGAAGGCACACCACAGCCUGUCAUGCUCCAUUAUUUGCAUCAACACACUUCUAACCAUUCUGAAAUAUAACUCAGUAUUCAAGGAUGUAUUCAGAGAGGUGGGUCUGCUGGAGGUGUUAGUCACUUGCCUAAGCAGGUAUCAUGAACUGCUCAAGUCUAAACCGCAACAAGUUGCUGCAAGUGAAGUCAAAGAAGGUAGUGAGGAACAGCUGGGCUUCCUGGUGGUUGAGGCCCUCACCUACCUCCUCUCAGGCAAUAGCCAAAAUGCUGCUGUUUUUAGAGAAUCUGGAGGCGCCAAGUGUGCUGUUGCUCUUGUCCCUUUCCUGGAGUGUCGUUCACAGGCUCUCGGAGUGAUGCAACAGCUUGUGUUGGCAAGUGGGAGUGAUGAUGACAUGGGCUCUCUGCUUGGUCUGCUUCACUCUGCACCCCCCACAGAGCUGCAACUCAAGAUCGAUAUUCUCAAGUCUCUGCUUGUUUGUCUGAAAGAGUCUCACCGGACAAGGACAGUGUUUCGCAAGGUGGGUGGGUUCCUGUAUGUGAUGAGUGCCCUGGUGGGCCUGGAAGGCAGUCUGGGGGAUGUGGUGCCUCCAGCCUGGACCUCGGUGCCCAGUCGCCUUAUCCUCACUCUCCUGCUCAAUGUUUUCAACACAUUCACCACAGCCAUGCGUUAUGAACCUGCUAAUGCCAAGUUCUUCCAUCAAGAAAUCUGCUACACAAGUUUCUGUGAUACUCUGCGGCUGCUUGGCUGCUUUCAGGACGAAACUCAGUUGCAAGAACCUGGAGAGGGGGUAUUAUUGUCACCCUCUAGCACAGGAUUGCCAGGGGAAAGAAAGUUCCCUUCCAAUUCUCUCUCUGAUGGUAUAGAUCUGAACACUUUUCACACCAUAUUCACCACACCCAUUUUAGAAUACAUGCCCCCAGUGGAGAUACCUCUGUCACUAGUGCGGGUGGUGCAGAUCUUACAGCUGAUGUACCACAUGGCCUUGGAUGCUUUUGAUAAGGCCUCACCUCCAACCUUCAGUCCUCCAGAUGUUGGCAUCACAGGGAAGGAUAACAAAGUAAUGGAUAUUUCUCCAAGCAACAAGCGUCCAGUGGGUGGCCUGAAUCUUGGGCCAGCACCAACUGAGCCAGUCAUUGUACAUGCUGGGGUUAUCACCAGCAUGCUGCACCUGCUGCCAUCCAUCCAGCAUACCACACACCCAAGGCUUGCCUGCCUCCUCCAACUCUACACUGGCCAUCUCAUCAAGUCACUGGUGAGAACAGAGCAUAACCAGCAACUGAUGUGUGAGGUGGGUCUAGCUGGUGACCUUCUCUCCAAGUGCUCUCAGGCCCUUGUGAAUGAGAAGCAUCCCCUCCACCCCCCACUUCAGUACAUCUUUGAAAGACUUGCUGCCCAAGCAAUCCACCCCAAGGAUCUCAGAAUAUUCCUGAGACUUGGUAACCCACUGAAUUGCCUGAGCCUGGAUGAAGUGGACACAGCCAGUGGCCAGUCCACCUACAAUGGGCCGGUGCCUCUCACUCGCAUCAAAACACUUGUGUCCAUGACUACUCCCAGAGACUUUAGGGUUGGCACUCUUGUGUAUCCAUCCUUUGUGGAGUUUGACAUGAGUGCGGAGGGGUUUGGGUGCCUCUUCCUGCCUUCCAUUGCUCCUCAGAGUGCUGGGGGAGGGUCGGUGGUGGGUUCUGCUCUGUCCUCUACUGAACCCAAUGUGAUCGGAGGCAUUGGGACUGGAGAUCGAAUCUUUCCACCUCAAACUGGACUGACAUUCAGCACAUGGGUGUGUGUGGAAAAGUACAGUGACCCGAGAACAGAUCCCCACUGUGUGCGCCUCCUAACGCUGGUGCGCCACGUGCCAGGGCGUGACCACCACCUGGUGUGCUUGGCGGUUGUCAUCUCAGCACGAGACAAGGCGCUCAUUGUUUCUACUCAUGAAACUGAUUUUCCCCAGCCUGGUCAAGGGGUAAAAGACUGGGAGCCUGAGGUGGUUGGAGACUUUGGUUGCCGUACAUGGUGUCCGGUUCUUCUAACUGAGGGCCAGUGGCACCACCUCACCAUUUCUCUCAGCCGAUCUGUGCUUAAGAAUUCCUCUCUCAGCAUAUAUAUUGAUGGUCAAGUGGUCACCCAGAAGAAACUACACUACAUUCUUCAGAACCCUGGAGGUGGAGCAGCCAACCUCACAAUUGCCUCAUCUGUGUAUGCCUACAUUGGCACUCCCCCAGCCUACAGGAGGCACUCCAGGCUGGUGUGGAAGCAGGGCUGCUGCCAUCUGCUUGAAGAAGUUUUGCAACCACAGGUGGUGAACCAGUUGUUCCAGCUUGGGCCCCAUUACACUGGCAGUCUGCAGGCAGCAGCACAGUUUCCUGGUGCAGAUGGUGUGAAUCAACAAACUGUUGCAGUUGUACCUGAAGAAAAGGUUAUAUUUGGUAUGAAUGCCACAGCUAUAUCUCACCUCACCCUAAACAAGAUCAGAAAAAUGUAUUCCAAAGUAGACAACAAGGCAGUAGCAAAGCAGCUUGGUAUGUCCUCCCAUGAGAAUGCCACCCCCAUCCGUGUGCUGCAUAACUCGGCCGGCCACCUGAGCGGUCCAUCACGGUCCCUUGGUGGUGUAGUGAUUGGCUACCUUGGAGUGCGAGUGUUCUGUCCCCGUCCAGUAGCUGUCAUGUUGGACACUGUUGGAGGCUGUUCAGUCUUGUUGGGUUUGGUUGCUAUGUCAAAAGAUGUGGAGUCUCUGUAUGCUUCAGUCAAGGCACUUUCAUGUGUAAUCAAGACCAGUAAGACAGCACAACUUGAAAUGAAUCAAAGCCUUGGAUAUCUAGCUCUUGCUCUACUAUUACGAAAGAAAAAGUCUCUUCUCAACUCUCACAUCCUACAUCUAUGUAUGAGCUUGGCUGGCUCAGGAGAGGCUCGAGAGUCCACUGCCAUACCCAAUACUCCAGCCUUCAAUGACCUUUUGUGUGACUUAGAGGUAUGGUGUGAUGCCCCUGGAGAGCUGUGCCGCACCUUAAUGGAGCACCUUCUGGAGCUUGCCCGGGAGUCUGGGGAAAGACACAACAAUGUGCGGAAGAUGAGGUUUUUAAAUCUGGUGCAGCGUUUGCUUCACCUGUUGUGGGAACAGUCUCAGGGAAAGGAAAUCACUUCCACCUCUCCAUCCAACAAUUCUUCGUCUACUUCCAAUGCAUCUUCUUCUUAUAGUGGCAAUAACAACCACAAUAAUCCAGCCACAAAUAUUGCCCUUGCAAGCACCAACAAUGUUCCUACCCUCUCCUCCCAGACUACAGCAGUGAUCUUUACUCUGCUCACCACCCUGCUGGCCAACAACCCUCGUCCUCAGGACCUCCUCUGCUUUGGUCAGUUCAUUGUGUCAACGCUCCCUAUUGUUAGUAUCUCAGAAAAACACAUUGAACUCAAGGAGCUUGGUGAAGACAUCAGUGACACCUCCAGUCUGUCAGUGAGGAAUGUUCUCCUUAGAAAUAAGUGUCUGGAGAUUAUCCAUACUCUCCUUUAUAAUUCCAACAAGAACACAAUUCACCUUGGGUUCUGUGAGGAGGUUGUGAAGGUGUUGGGGCUGGACUGGGUGCUGCUGUUUGCUCAGGGUCACCUGCACCCAACAACCGUGCUAAUUGCCUUAAGGAUGUUAGUGGCACUGCUGUCCAACGCUACUAUCCUACAGAAGUUUCGAGAUGCUACACACAAUGGUGGCUGGAUGACAGAUGCCCAGCAGGUUACCAGUAACAAGUUUGGUCAAGUGUUGGUUCUCUCCGCAGGCUACUCGGUGGGUUCAGUGGUGCGCUCACUAAGUGAGAUCCGUGAGGAGGCGUGGCAUGUGCCAGGCUUCCAGGUGUUGACAUGGUUGGUGCCACACCACAUCCACAUUCCACAAGUGUACUUCCUUUUGCUAGCGCUUCUGUUGGGCCAACCUGUGAAGAAUGUACAGAACAACACCAAGCUGGACCUUGAUUCUAUUUGGACCUUUGUAUUUGGGGUACCUGCCAGCCAGUGUGCCACCACCAUCUCUGGCCGUGUGUCCCUGUGUCCUGAGGCAGCCAUUGCCAUCCUGACCAUGGUUCGUGCAAUGCUCAACCAGGAGGAUAAAGGAAAGUACUGCAGACCAUGCAAACGGUCCUUAUCCAUAAAGGAACUCCCAGACUGGUUGCAAAGCUAUCCAAUAACACUCAUCCAGUUUCUUCGGUUCUUAUACCAACAAAAUGGUGACUUCCUCCCAGUAUUUCUCUCUGGAGAUGUGCUGGCAGCCCUUGCAUCCACUCUCUUUCCCUAUGCCACCUCCUCAGAACCUCAGAGUCUCACCUCUCCAGACGAUGAGAAGCUUGUGGGGGGUGAUGUGGUAAUGGUACAUGGAGAAAAUGAUGGAGCACUCACCAACCAUCCAGCCAAGCAGCAGGUGGUGGACUUCCUGAAGAAUUUGGUAGUGGACUCCCUGUCUUUGCCACCAGCAAGCAAGACUCCACACACCAUUGACCUGCUGCUGGAGGCCACUCCAGAAAACAGCAGUGAAGUGCAAGUGUGUGAGUUCCAGACACAACUUUUGGGCACACUGAUGGAACAUUUGUUGGAUGCAGACAUUCUCAUAGGGGAGGGAGCAGCCUUACCUGUGGUAGCAGGUGGCUCCAUCCAACACAUUGCUCCUAAUGUGUUCUAUCUGGCUGCCAGAAUUGUAGACAAGCUAUGGGCUGGUGUAUUCAACAAGGACCCUCAUGAAGUCUUUGAUUUCAUUAUCAAGCUCAUCUCCCAGGCUAAGCGAAGAGCAUCAGGGAUCAAUCUUGAGUCAAUCUACCACUGCCUCAACCGUACCAUUCUAUACCUGUUGUCUCGACCUACCGACUCCAUUGCUGCCCAGAUGUCCAUACUGGAAGGAUUGCACAAACUUACCACCCACAGGACUGUUGUGUUUGGGGCUGGGAACCAUGAGCCAGAAUUUGUUGCCUGUCUUACUUACUGCCUUCUUCAGCUGACAGCUGAUCUCAAAAUAACGACAGACACAACCAACCGAUCUGUAUGGCACAUGAACCCAACAAUUGAGAGUGUAGGUGGAGGUGAGAGUGAGGAGAGCAGGACAGAGAGUCUCACAGGUAAGGAGGGCAGUGUGCGGGACUUUGCUGAGGCAACAGCCACUCAGAGUCAUAACCUGAUGAUUACUGCAGCCACCAGAGUCUGGGAGGAAUUGUAUAUCACCAAAAAACCAGCCAUUGAGGAGGUGUACAAAGUAUCUUUAACUGCUGGCAGCGGCAAGGCACCUGAUCUAGCCUGUGUGAGAGACUUGGUGAAUGAAGCAUCUCACCGCCUCUGGUUAGCCUUCCUAGAGGGAGAAAAGAAGCAAUACUCACGUCUGCCCUGGGAAAUCCCAACUCAGAUCCAAAGUGUUACCAAUAAGCUGCAAAAGGUGACGGGAGGCCUGACCAGGCUGGCCUCGCGUACCAAGGGGCGCCGGGAGGACAGCAUUGUGACCCGGAAAGUCGCUAUACCAAUGGCUGAUGUCCAGAUGGCUACCUUCACCCACAUCUCUAUUAUUGGUGACCUUGUUGACCUCCAGUACAGACAACACUUGCAGAAACAAAAGCACAUGACAAGCUAUGUAUGGGAAUCGUGGCAGCGUUGUGAGCGUGAGCUGACAAAGGAACGAGGAUUGUGGGGACCCAUGAAGGGUUCACAUUUGGAUAAGUGGAUCCUAGAUGCCACUGAGGGACCUUGCAGGAUGAGGAAGAAAAUGGUGCAGAAUAGACUCUUCUACAAGCAUUACCCCUACAAACCACACACUGAAAACCCAGAAUGUAGACAACUCAAGUACAAAGUAGCUUCAAGUUUUGACAGCAAGGAGUUUGCAGAAAAAGAAAGGCCUGAGGGUCUCUCUGACACUGAUAUGCGGGACAAAGAACUAGUCAUUGAAGAGGAAACCACCAACUUGGAUGCAGCAGACAGCUUUGCUGGCAGAGAAGUUGGAGAUAUAGACAUGAAGGGACUUCAGGGAGCAAUAGUGAAGACAGGUGGUCCCAAUAGCCGGCCAGCUUCUGAUAUUGAAGAUGAUAGUGACUCACUGGAUGUUGGGGAAGUGGUGGGUCAGGAUGCCACAGCUCCAACAGAUGACUCCCAGAACCCAGACAACCAGACCCUUCUCAGGCUCUUGGACUAUGGAGAGAAAAUCAGCCACAUGUUCCGAUGUGCAAGGAUACAAGGAUUGGACACCAUAGAAGGCCUCUUGCUCUUUGGCCGAGAGCACUUCUACAUUGUGGACAGCUUUACUUUGCUUAAAAGUCGAGAGAUCCGAGACAUUGCUUCCUUGCCGGAAGGUUCCCAUGAACCCAUCGUGCCAUCCACUAGUCCCCGAACCAGUCAGGAGCAGCAUGCAUGUUCCAAGUUCCAUUAUGAUGAAAUCAGAGAAGUCCAUCAAAGAAGAUACCUUUUGCAACCAAUUGCAUUGGAGAUAUUUUCAUCUGACGGAAGAAACUAUUUGCUUGCAUUGCCUCGCAAAUUGCGCAACAAAACAUAUCAGAGAUUGCUGAUGGUGUGCACUGGGCUGGCAGACAAUGCCCAGCAGUCUGUAGAGGGCCAGCGGCGGUCAGCCAGUGUGGAACAGGCCGGUGGUCUCUUCUCCUCAAUCAUCGGAGAGACUUCUGUCACACACCGAUGGGUGCGUGGUGAGAUAAGCAACUUCCAGUACCUGAUGCACCUCAACACAUUGGCAGGACGAUCAUACAAUGACCUUAUGCAGUAUCCCAUUUUCCCCUGGGUGCUGGCUGAUUAUGCCUCAGAGGAACUGGAUCUUGUCUCACCUGCAACUUUCAGGGAUCUUUCUAAACCAAUGGGGGCCCAGACUCCAGACAGGUUAGAGCAGUUUGCCAAGAGGUACCGUGAGUGGGAUGAUCCAUCAGGAGAGACUCCACCAUAUCAUUACGGAACUCAUUAUUCUUCUGCCAUGAUUGUAUCUUCCUACCUGGUGCGCAUGGAACCCUUUACGCAGCAUUUCCUUCGUCUCCAGGGCGGCCACUUUGAUUUGGCGGACCGGAUGUUCCACAGCAUGAAGGAGGCGUGGCACUCGGCCUCACGCAACAAUAUGGCUGAUGUGAAGGAGCUUAUACCAGAAUUCUUUUAUCUGCCUGAAUUUCUUGUUAACUCAAAUAGAUUUGAUCUUGGGUGUAAGCAGAGUGGGAAGCAGCUGGAUGAUGUGGUGUUGCCACCCUGGGCUAAGGGGGAUGCCAGAGAGUUUAUCCGGUUGCAUCGAAUGGCUCUUGAGUGUGACUAUGUGUCUGCACACCUCCAUGAGUGGAUUGACUUGAUCUUUGGCUACAAGCAGCUUGGCCAGCCAGCGGUGGAGGCAGUGAAUGUCUUCCAUCACUUAUUUUAUGAAGGCAAUGUGGACAUCUACAACAUUGAUGAUCCUCUAAAAAAAAAUGCAACAAUAGGAUUCAUCAACAAUUUUGGCCAGAUCCCUAAACAACUGUUCCGCAAACCCCACCCUUGCAAGAAGCUCUCUGGCCAGCGCACUUCCAUUAUUGAUGCUGGACCACUCUCUCAGGCUCCUUCCGUAACUCCUAUAGAAAAAGUCUUUUAUCAGAACCUGGAUAACCUAAGACCUUCAAUGCAUGCAAUCAAAGAAGUGAAAGGAGCAGUUGGUCAGAUCAUUGCUCAGGACAAAUUAAUAUUGGCUGUGGAGCAAAAUAAGACACUAAUUCCUCCCACUUAUCAGCGGUUUCUGGCAUGGGGCUUUGCUGACCAGAGCUUGCGGAUUGGUGGAUAUGAGAGCGAGCGAGCUGUGCUAGUGAGUGAGACGCCACAAAAUGGGGAGAUUCUUGCUGCUGUGUGUCCCAAUAACAAGACCAUCAUCACUGCAGGCACCUCUACUGUGAUCAACGUUUAUGAAAUCAUCAAAAGGCAGUUAGUUCAGAAAAAGAUCCUUUAUGGGCAUUGUGAUGGCAUCACUUGCCUGGCAGCCUGCAGUGCUUACGGCCUGUUGGUGUCUGGCUCUCGGGAUCGUUCAGCCAUUAUCUGGGACUUGGCACGUCUGGCUUAUGUCCGUCAGUUGGCUCCUCAUCAGGCACCUGUGGCUGCUCUGGCGAUCAAUGAGCAGACAGGUGACAUUGCCACAUGUGCUGGCACCUGGCUGCACGUGUGGAGCAUCAAUGGUGCGGCUGUGGCUACUGUCAAUACUGCCCUUGGUGCUCAUUCACCCCAACAACAAAUUCUGUGUGUGUCGUUCUCCACUAUGCAUGAGUGGGAUCCCAACAAUGUGAUAAUGACUGGGUCUUCAGAUGGAGUAGUCAGGAUGUGGAGUAUUGAGUAUGUUCAAGUUCCAGCCAAUGAGUCCGCACAGUCCACCGCCACCACUGCCCCAUCUGCUGCAGAGGAGGAUCAGACCACAGUCUCCAAGGAUAGCACAACAGUUAUUGCAGGUGUCUGUCAAAGUUCCAAGUCCCUGCAAUCCCCCAGUAGUCAGUCUCCUUCGCACACAAUUCAGCCAGGACAUCUGGCAAGGGCUCGAGACGUAGUGCGCCGUCUUUCCACUGUAGAAGAUUUUCCACAAGGAUUGCUGACCAAGAGUGUGAGUGAGAGCAGUUUAUCAGAGGAAGGAGAAAGUGAUUGGGAAGAAAAUGAGAAGCAUGAGCAAAAUGAAGAAGAUAUUAGCACAGUUGACUUGGAGUCAUACACUGUGAUUCCUUCUCAUCCUACAUUAAUGACCAAUCAAGAGGAGAUGGAAAAGGAGGAAGAGGAAAACAAAGCUGCUGCUGGGCAGGAGACGUUGCAUGGAAGCAAGACUGAAAAGGAAAAACGUCUGUUGCACCGGCAAGUGGCCAUGUCUGUCUCCAGUGCUAGCACACAUAGUAUGGAUUCUACCCCGACAAAGUCUUUGGAGGCUCAGGAUGACAUAGUACUCAGAAGAAGUUCCCAUUAUCCCAAGGGUGUUGCCCGUGCAAUCAGCACCAUUGAAAGAGCAGCCUCUCACACCCAUGACCAUCGCCUCCAAACAAGUAAGAGUGAGACCAGCCUGGCUGACAGUGACACCUUUGUACUGAUCUCAGACUCUGAAAUUCAAGAGGCUCAGAAUCAGCAAGCCAAAGUGCAAGAGGCCAGGAAAAAGCUCCCCAAAAAUCCCCUAAUGCCAGGGAUGAAGUGGGAGUGCCAGCUGGUAUUCCGCAGCAAAUUGACCAUGCAUACUGCCUACGACCGUCGGGACAACACUGAGCCGGCCUCUGUCACAGCGCUUGCCAUCUCAAAAGAUCAUCGAACUGUAUUGGUUGGUGAUGCGAGAGGGCGAGUGUUCUCAUGGAGUGUUCCUGAUCAGCCUGGUCGUGCCGUGGCAGACCACUGGGUGAGAGACGACGGCAGUGAUGCAUGUGCCAACUGCCAGGUCAAGUUUAGCAUUUAUGAGAGGCGGCACCACUGCAGGAACUGUGGCCAUUUAUUCUGUUCUAAAUGUAGCAGAUUUGAGUCAGAAAUAUCACGCCUAAGGAUUCUGAAGCCAGUGAGAGUGUGUCAGAAGUGUUACACCACCCUGAGAUACGAUAAGUAAAUCCCUCUAGGCCGUACUGCUUCUAAGGAAGUAUUAACAGGCAGGAUCAUUGACAUUUUUUAGUCAAAUUUUUUCCUCUUGUUUUAAUGAUUUUAAUGUUCACAUUUAUACAUUGAUAUUUGUAUAUAAGUAUAUAUUUUUUAAGAAAUUUUAAUUUUUAGUUGCGGUAUCCUUGUUGCCAGUAGUCAUGGUAGGUAAGGUAAUACUCAAAGACUUCUGAUUGACAUUUAAUCAUACAAGUGUUCUGGUUAAAUUAUUUAAACUUUAAAUGAUGACAAGCUGAUUUUAUCAGAUGGAUUUAUGAAAUCCAUCAUGGAGAGAGUGAUUGUUACACAAAACUUUGCACCCAUUUUGCAUUUCUAAGAGGAAAAAGGUUACACAUUUUUUUUUUCACUUAGGAGAGAGUGAAUGAUCUCUUUACCUGUGGAGAGAAUGGUAUGCCAGUCAUUCCCUGAGAACAUUUGCAAUAUCUUUGGCAUAAUGAAUCUGAAUUGAUUAGCUGUAAUCUACUGUAUCUUAUUUAACAUUGAGGAUGUAUACUAAAAGGUAGAUCCAUGAAGGCAGAUUUCAUCUUGUUUACUAAAAAAUGCCCUAAUAUUUCCAUAUUAAGACAUGUUUCCUGUCAACUAGAAUAGAUUUAGUAAGAAGACAAGUUUUGAAUUUGAAAAAUAACAAAAAAAAUGUGAAGAGAAGUAAAUGUUGUCUCAAUUUCAUGUCAUUGAAUUGUGGAAAUAGUAAAACAGGAUGUAAGAAUGGUCCCGUGUCAUGGUAAGUGUCCCUCUACUUCUUUGUUCUAUGGCAGUGUUUCUUUUUCUUACACUGUCAGAUAGACUUGUAUGUAUAAGUGUUUUUCCUUGCUUUUACCUGAGCCUGGCCUUAUUUCAAAGGGACAAGAUCUUUAAGGGUACAAUGGGGAUAUAGGUUAUUCAUCUUAAUCUUCCCCAGAUUUUACUGAACAGUUGCCAUGCAGAAACUGAGGGAUUGUAGUACUGACUAUAAUAACAGUAGCCACUUUAUUUAUUUUAAGCUUCUUUAAUUUUAUUGUUUUAGUGUUAUUGAUUAUGUGACAUGUCUUUGACUCAUUUAUCCGGUGUGCACAAUCAUAUGCUACUUAUGCUUUUGUAUUGACCACUUCCUAGCUUAUGGAUGGCACACUUCCCUGAUUAGAGAUGGAACCAGAACAAAUACAGAAUUCUGGAGUAUAACUUGAUGCAUUAUUCCAAAAAAAAGCUUCAUGAAUGCAUCCCAUAAAUGGUUGAUUUUACUUUUAUUUACAAAGCAGUACUCUAUUCUCUCCUUUUACUCCAGUUAGCAUUCAUUAUUGUAUAUAACUUGUUUGCUUUUUAUUAUUGUGUACUGUUUGAUGACUUCAGAAAGUAAUGAGACUGUAUUACUUUAUUGCAUACAAAGAUCAGACAGCACUAUUUUGUGAUAUUUAAGUAGUUGAUAGUAUAGGAGUGGUGAGUGUUGUGAUUAUUAUUGAGUGAAGGUUACUCAUCUAUAUUUCAUACAACUUUGUUCUUUUUAUAUUUUGGUAAAUGUUUUGUUGGAUGUGGAGGUUGUUUUCACUCCUGUGUAAAUUUUAUUUCUCAGUAUUUGAUGCAAAGUUACAAUCACAUGAUAAGUUUGUUCUUGCAUACUGCUGUUCCUCUGGUGGAUAGAAACAUCAAACCCUGUGUUGAGUUAUUCAUCAGUAAACUCACUUAGGAAAGUUGAGUUGUCAAAGUAAUGUUUUCUGCUUGGUAUAUAUUUUGUGAGAAUCCUUCUAGUCCAUCUACUUACAAGCUAAUGAAGCACCUUGUGAGUUCAUAUUCUGGCAGGAAGUGUGUGUAAUUCCACAUCAGUUGCCUUUCUUUAGUGUAUACGAAAAUAUACCAACUAUAGUAAUAUGUAGAAAAUUAUGUUCCUCAUGCAGUGACAGUAGAGGAUAUUGUUGAUAGCUCCUAAGUUACUACAUUGGAAAGAAAAGGAAGUCAGUGCUCAGGGGAAAGAUAUUCAAGCUUUCUAAAUAAAAACAUUCUUAUUCAUGAUACAGAUCACAAAGAUCCUGGAAAGUUUCUCACAUCUUGCCUGUUUAUUCAUUUUGUUAUCAUGACUAUAGCAUUUUUAGUAAAUGCACAAAAAGUUUAUUUAUAUUCAUGUUGCUGGUUGUCUUUGUCAUAGUAUAGGAUUAUAAGACAAUGAGAAAAAUAAUGAUAGUUAGUGCCUUUGUAAAAUCUUGAGGUAUCACUGAAGUGACUGCAUUUCAAACUAGCAGUUAAUCUCUGAGACUGAACUGAUGUCUGUCAUGUGGAUAUUCCAUGAGUGUCAGGUCUUACUAUGAGAGAAUGUUCAGCAGGAUAAUUUUGCUAAUCAUAUCGUGUAUGGGAUAGGCAAUUCUUUGAGGAGAAAAAAAUUACACAGUUCAUGAGAGAAAGUAGACGUAUUAAGCAUUGCUCAUCCUGUGAAGAGUGCCUGUGUGGAAGCUUGCUUGGAGCUUGGAAUAAUUUGUCAUCAUCACCAGUCUCUGUAAGGCAGUUGCAAACAAAGACCCUGCAGUCUUCUUUAGUCACUUAUGUUUGCUACUAAUCAGUUCCAGGCUACUUUAGUAGUAGACCAUAUCUUUCCAUCAGAUUCCCUGUCUACCCUGCUUUUACCAUCAUGGUGUUGCUAUUCUGUCAUUCUUAAUCAUUCAGCUGUUAGCUUCUCAGUGUAUCAUGCAUCUUGCCCAUGACCAUUCUAGGUUUGAAGGGAAAACAAUGUUGCCCAGUCUGACACCUUUUAUGUAUUUUGCUAUUGAUCUUAAGUAACUCUACAGUGACAAUCCUAUACUUAAAAAUGUCUUUCUUGUACAUAGUCACAUUUCAUCAACCCACAAAUGCCUAAAUCACAUGUGAAGUUUUUUUUUUUUUUUUUUUUCCGUCUUUGAAAGCUUUGCAUGUUUGUUUACAGUAUUCGGUAUAGUUUUCCUCUAUACUUAAUCAAUAACAAGACUGGGCAGCUGAUGAAUUCAGAAUUCUGAUUUGCUGUUUAGGUUAGCAGGUGUUAAGAAUUACUUGUCCAUUGGUAUGUAUCUCUCAUGCAAUAAGCUGCAUGCAAGGAUAUGUUGAUGUGGCUGUCAUGUCCAGGCACUUGUACCUAUGGCAUAAAAAUGGUUGAAGUACAGAUUUUAUUAUAUAGUCACUUCAUCAUCCAUUCUUGCAAAAUUUUCUUGACACUGAUGAUGUUUCUAGAAUAUCAUUCUUCCAUGGAAAGUACAUAGUACUAUUAUGUUUCAGAAUCAUGUCUUUAGAACAAAAUAUCAAACAAAAGCUUCAGAAUUCAUUACUUCAUCAUGUUUGUAAUCUGAACUGAAUAAAUUAUGGCUUAUAUUCCCUGAGUGUAGGGGUCAGUCUAGGGCGACCGAAAAUUCUUAUUCUCUUGUGAUGGAGCUGCUGUGGAAGGACUGUAAUACUUAAUGUAUUAUGUAUAUAUAACAAUGGAUGUAGCAAGUCAGGGGCAAAACCCAGUGAUCCACCCUCUUUGCAAUUAUUUUCUCAUAAAGAUAGCAUAGCACACUGGAGAAUAGCUGAUCUAACGUAAGAAAGUAGGGACUUCUUUGCUCCAGGAGUCUGUCUAACUUGUUCAGCUCAGAAAUGGUAUACAGUAGUUGGAAUGUGAGCUAUAAUCAGCUUCAGCAGCAGCAACUGGAGUCUGUUGCAAGGCAAAGAGCCCCAGCUCUCUCUACAUAUCUCUGUUAUUUGUUUGUCAGUUCCAGUAAAAGUUGUCAUCUCAAUCUGCCCUCCCUUCUUUUACCAUCCCUAUCAUUCCACUGCUUUGUAUCAGUUUUCUGUUCAUGAAUAACAGCUUCCCACAUCACUUUUCUCUCUUUUGAUGUUCAUCCUAAUGUUAUCAGUUCUGUUCUGCUACUUAGUCUUUUCUCAUAUCUGCCUCUUUAUGUCAGGCAAAAUAUUAUUCUUAACAUAUCAAAUUGCCCUUUGGGCAAUUUAGUAUGUAAAAAAAAAGAUCCUAACUUUCUGGUAAAUGAUUUUCAAUUUGUAGAACACAUUCAGUGUAAAGGAAAUUACUUUUCCCAUUAUUGUUUAUUGUGCUAGAAGUAAUCCAUCAUUUCUUUUGGUUAAUUUCAGGAUCUGGUGUUUAUUAGAUGUAUUUGUGUUGACAGUUUGAGAGAAAUUGUCAUAUUUUUUUUUAUGUUAGCGUUACUCUAGCAAUACAUUUGGGGUUAACUGAGCUGAAUUAUAUGUUUAUAAGAGAGCCACAAUUGUCACCAGGCAGGCCUUGGCAGCACUUAGUCAGCCAUGGAAAGACUAAUUAUUCAAAGAACCUCUUCAAAGCAGUGUUUAAGAAUACAACAAUCUCAUAUCUGUAUCCUACAUUAGUGUCAGCUAUGCAUAAGAGGAUUUACAGACUACAGCAGUUCUUAGUACCAGUCCUUGCCUCAUGGUUGCAGGACCUUCCAAGGCCAGACCAGUUAAAAGUGUAUACCAAACACAUAGUUUGGAUCAUUUGUAGCAAGUCACACCCUGUUGGCUUCAAGAUGAAAUAUGAGCUUUUCACAUAUUUUGAUGUUUUGCAUUAAUCUGGGAAGUGUCCUGUGACAAAAUCACAUUUAUUUAUUUAUUUGUUUAUUUAUAUAUUUAUUUAUUUUUUAUUUUCUGUUUAGGAGAGGAUAAGCCAUAUGCACUCAACUAACUGACAUGUCUUUCCAUCACCUCAUGAUAAUUUUACAUUGUAAAUAGUUAAGGAUAUUUCAAAAUUAGACCAUAAACCAUGCACGGCAUUUCCUAAAUUGAAGUUCCAAGGUGACUAGGAUGCAGUUUACAUAAAUACUACCUUGUUUUAUCUAUCUGUCUGGUCUGGAAAGCAUCCACAAAUGUUUGAUCUUAGCCUCUUGCAACAUUGUAAAAAAAUCAGCUGCCACAUUACCACAGAAGGAGACUGCCUUGAUUGUUUAUACAUGCUCUAGGCUGCUCUUAGCCCCUAUUACUUAUGUGAUCUUAUUUCUUAAUGGUAUACUUGCUGGGAGGACUCAAUAGCUCUUGCCUGCUUGUGUUACCAAACUGGAAAAACUACACCAAGGUAUAAUGGGUGGAGAGCUCAGAUCCGAACCAAAAAGUAUCAGGUUUAAAUCCUUGAAGAAGUGGAUUCACUUUGGGCUUGUCUCAUGUUAGUGAAUCCCUUACUCAUCCAUCAGAGAAUGGAUACUCAUACAAGUUAUUGAGGAGUAAUGACCUUGUAACCAGGCAAGUUAACCAAGACAACCAAAGCUAGCAAGGUACCUACAACAUACCUAUUUGGUUGGUGGAGGUCUUUGUCUUGUAUUGAGAUCAUGUAGGCUGCUGAUAGUUAUGUUGAAUGUAAUAUCCUUGCAGUAUGGCAAUGUUUUUUCAUGUAUUUUCUUGGUUUUGCUAUAAAUGUGAGACCAGUGGAUAUUGGUGCAGAGUCAGUUGCAAUCUUAUUGCCACACUACUUAGUCUGCCCACAGUAUAAGCAACCUAACUUAGAAAAAAAGGUAAAAGAUCUCUUUCUGAAAUCUUAUGAAUACCAUUGUCAUUGUUGUAAUGUUUUGUGUAUACAUAUUUAGCCUUCUCCUUAGAUCUGACAAAGGAAAAUUAAUAAUUGAUAUGAAUCUCAGGUAUGAGUGUCAUAAUUUUGUAAUGUUUAAUGAUGUGUGAUAUUUUUUGUGUUUGUUAGUUUUUUGAUAAUUUCAUCUUUAUAUGCUUUGAUCGGUGAAAGGCAGCAGACUUAGCCACACACACACACACACACACACACACACACACACACACACACACACACACACACACACACACACACACACACACACACACACACACACACACACACACACACACACACACACACACACACACACACACACACACUGUCCACCAUGCAGAGGUUGAGAUCCAUUUGUGUGAGAUAAAAAGUGUUGUUAUGAUCCCAUUUUAUUCUGUUUUGAGGCUGUUAUGGGAUUUUGUUUAGCAGGUCUUCCUUGCACUGAAAAUUUCAUAUCUGGAAGAUGUGCUUAUUACCUGUCAGGUUCCUGAACACUGGUUGAAAUGCUGUGGCAUACUCAAGUGCUGUGUUUACGAUGAAGGCUGAGAGGAUGAAUUUAGAGCAGUAAUUCAUGGUCACACUUCAGGGAUAUGUAAAUUACCAUAAACCUAUUUCACUUACAGUUGUACAUUUUAUCAUUCAUUUAUUUUAAUUACCUCAAGAAAUACAUAUUUUAUUGAGAGGUAAAAAAAAGUGUAGAAGGUUUUAUCCACAAAUGUAAUGUAUCUUAGUUUUGUGUAAGUGUAAAGAUGACUGCCAGUGUUUGUUUGUAUGUAAAGUGAUAAUUGUAUAUAAACUGGCAUUAGUCACUUUAUAUUGAGGUACAUUUACUAAGCAAAUUGUUCUGUAGAUGCACAGGAAAGAAUAAUUCACAUAGUUUAGACAGAUAGGGAGUUUCUGUGAUGGUGUUGAUGCAAAUAAGAUUUCUUCAUAUUCUUUAUAAACAUUCCAUAGGUAAUAUUAGUUUUCAGUUCAUUAAACUGAAUGUCUAAUAUUUUGUCAAUAGUUUAAACUGAAUGAAACAUUUAUUUAUGAAAUAUUAUUUGAUAUUCACAGCUGGCCACUGAAACCAGUUAGAUUAUUUAUUCAUUGUAAUCAUUUAUCUUCUACUCAUUCUCUGUAUAUAAUAAGCCCUUUGCUCACCUAUAUCUUAUUAUCACUAGUUUCCUGUGCUCACCUAGAAUUAGAAAUAUAUGAAGAACAGUGUGUUUUGAAUCUCCCAAGUGAGCAGAUCCUGGGUUUUCUGCCUCUGACUCAAAGUGACUCAAGCAUCAUAUUAGUCAUGAAAUAGACUACACUGGCAUGUAUCAUUAUUAGCAAUUCCAGACAGUGGUCUGAAUGCUCUAAAUAUUCAGUAGGCAUGUGCAGAACUAGUGAAAAGGCAAAUUGCACCAUUUAACCUGUCAUUUCAGUGAAACACAUAACCUGAUUAUAAGCAAAUGGUAUACACAUCACAGUAAUUGAUGGUGCACCAAACAUUCAUGAGGAUUUGUUUCACUGGAGAUGCUUUUUUGCCUUUCCACAGUAUGGUUUUAUGUGAAAUAGUUAAUUAGUCUGGUCAUGUACAAGUAACCAUUUGUUGUUAGCUGCAGUGGCCAGACUGGACAGGUAAAAGUCGAGUCACUCAAUCUCACUCUGCUGAAGCUGUCUAUCGAUCAAAGCACCCUGGCCUGAUACUGAUAGUGUUACAAUUCAUGACUAGUAACAGGUUUUCAGAGGCCCAGUAGUUUGAGAGUACUUUGUGUUACAUUUAAAAAUAUAUAAUUAAAAUAAGAUUGA